CCCCUCCCCCGGGCUUCUAAAGCAUGAGCAGGAAUGGAAGCCUGGACCUCUUCUACACAUCAAGCUGUGAUUCGCCAUGGGCAUGAGCUUGUCCCGAGGAGACAAGGAGACGUUCCUAAGCUAGUAAACGACGUCUCUCGCUCGGCAGCUUGGAUAUACAUCAAGAGAAAAAAAAAAUGUGCGGGAACACGGUUCGAUGUUUUACCCCGAAUUGCAGCUCUGUACCGGCCUACGAGAGAAUGGUUGGACUACUCUGAGCCUGCUCCCAUUCCCCAGCUAGUUUGCUUGAGGAAGGGAUCCACAUGGUCUCUCUGGGCGGAUCCUGAAUGGAUGUGCUUCCCCAAAACUGUCCCCAGUCUGCGGAUUUCUCACGCGAUAUCCAAGUCGCCAAGACGGUCUCUCGGCCUCACCCAUGGGUCUCUCGCGUAUUCUCGAACGUCCAUGUUCUUCUUCCACCCACUCACAGGUUGGAUCCCAAAAUUGGCCCUUUGAUAUGGAAGAGCCACAACCACGCACCAUUACUACGUGGAAAGGCUGUCAUACCAGUCAUACUCCUCUUGAUCUUCAUAUCAGAAUCAAAUGAGAAACACAGAAUAAAAACAUGCCAUAACGGACAGAUGCUAUGUGACGAUCUCAGCUUUGUAUACUUCAUUAUCGCGUAACCCGUCAGUGCGAAUAAGCAAACAAGAGCUUGCCUCCCCUCCCGUCAACGCCAGCAUGCUCAAUCUCAAAUACCAGGACGAGGUUUGACUAGACACCUAGAGAUACGAAAAGGAUCUGAUCGAAAAGAUCGUUGUCAUCGUGGCACUACAUUUCAACGCCACUUCCCAUGCAGCCCUUUGCUAACGCCGUUUGUCCGGUUACGCACCGAGACACUAUGCAAAAGCAAUCUCUCAUCAGCACGCCUGCUAAAUGGCAACAACAGAUAAUGGGUAACAGAACAAGCAAAGUAUAAACUAUCCGUCAUCGUAAAAGCGAAUAACGGAUAAAACUCACUUCGCCUGCGCCUGCGCCUGCCUC
Verruconis gallopava is the source of this 1020-nucleotide messenger RNA. RefSeq lists its product as uncharacterized. The transcript is spliced from 2 exons. NCBI's taxonomy places the organism in Eukaryota, Fungi, Ascomycota, Dothideomycetes, Venturiales, Sympoventuriaceae. The record is from RefSeq and is a predicted model, not a curated record. The coding region runs from base 34 to 492 and encodes 152 amino acids.